AUGGAUCUCAAAGCCAGUCCAAACUUCCUGAACCCUGGAGUCCUGAUAAAGCAGAGGCACAGUCUGACGCUGAAUGCAUGUGCUCAUUGUGUCUUCUUCUGCAAAGUGCUGCUUUACACCAGGUGAGAUCUUUUAGUGUGUAUCACAGAAAUAUAAUUCACCAUAAUGUGCAGUAUGUAUGAGUGCAUCCAAGGAUCCAGUGAGACAAUUGUGAAUUUGGGCUCCGGUUUCUGCGUUCCAGGAAAUAUCCACAAACAGCAAGUGCUCUCAUUAAAGGGGCAUUAAACUCAAACAUUACAGUUUUUAUUUUUUUAGAAAGUGCAAUGUUUACGUUUCAGGGUUACAUCGACCUCUGGGUGUCUUCCUGAAAGCCACUUGAGACGUUCCUGUGGCAUCGAGUGAGUAAAACUUAGUCAUGGGACGUGGAAUCCCAUUGAAAAGCCCUAAAUACAAUGCUUUCCAAUGGGGAACCUUGGAUUCACGCAUGAUGCUCACUGCGCAUGUUCAUCAGGUCCCCAAUGCUCCUCUAUGGAGAGCAUUGGAUUGGACUGCAUCAGAGAAGGCAAAGCUUACUCAAUGACAUCACGAGAGGUGAGCGGCGCUGAGACCCCACCCAAGCUGACAUGACAUUUCCUUGGGUGAUUCAAGUGGCAUCACUGAAAGCCCUUACCCCCAUCCUGAUUUAAUACCUCCCAAUUUUGAGAGGUAUGAUAAUAAGUGUAUCGUGGACAAGCACAGCUUACUCUGCACUGUAGUAUGGCUGAGCAAACAUCUGGAAUGCUAAAUGAUUUCGGUAAACUAGAAAAAUGGUCAGAGUUGUGGCAGCUGACAUUUAAUGUGGAUAAGUGCAAGAUGGUGCAUCUUGGACGUAAAAACCCAAAGGCAGAGUACAGAAUAUUUCAUACAGUCCAAACCUCAAUAUCUGAGGAAAGGGAUUUAGGGGGUGAUUAUUUCUGAUGACUUAAAGGUAGGCAGACAAUGUAAUAGAGCAACAGGAAAUGCUAGCAGAGUGCUUGGUUGUAUAGGGAGAGGUAUUAGCAGUAGAAAGAGGGAAGUGCUCAUGCCAUUGUACAGAACACUGGUGAGACCUCACUUGGAGUAUUGUACACAGUACUGGAGACCGUAUCUUCAGAAGGAUAUUGAUACCUUAGAGAGGGUUCAGAGAAGGGCUACUAAACAGGUUCAUGGAUUGCGGGAUAAAACUUACCAGGAAAGGUUAAAGGAUCUUAACAUGUAUAGCUUGGAGGAAAGACGAGACAGGGGGGAUAUGAUAGAAACAUUUAAAUAUAUAAAGGGAAUCAACACAGUAAAGGAGGAGACUAUAUUUAAAAGAAGAAAAACUACCACAACAAGAGGACAUAGUCUUAAAUUAGAGGGACAAAGGUUUAAAAAUAAUAUCAGGAAGUAUUACUUUACUGAGAGGGUGGUGGAUGCAUGGAAUAGCCUUACAGCUGAAGUGGUAGAGGUUAACACAGUAAAGGAGUUUAAGCAUGCGUGGGAUAGGCAUUAGGCUAAUCUAACUAUAAGAUAAGGCCAGAGACUAAUGAAAGUAUUUUAGAAAAUUGGGCAGACUAGAUGGGCCGAAUGGUUCUUAUCUGCCAUCACAUUCUAUGUUUCUAUGGUUUGCGCUCCACUGCUGCUGGCUAAUUGCUUCUGUCACAAACUGAUAUAACAAAUUGUUGUUUUUUUUUAACUGAACUGGGAAUACUGGAGAAUAGAUGAGGAAAUUGCUAAUUUUAGUACAAAAUUGUCAAAUUAGGGAAAAAUAAAAUCCUCAAUGUGGCUAUUUUAGCCUAGAAAGUGUCAUUCCCUUGCUAAUUAUCCAUAAUCCCCUGUUCAGAGAAUUAACUCAUAGAGACUUGAAUGUUUGAGAUAUACGUUGCUGAAUUGCAAUUAUAUAAAAAUAAGAAUAUAUUCCCUUAAAAAGGUUUAAAUUAACAUUUUUAUUAUUAUUUAGUAAGUACCUAACAUUGUAUUUGCUUUUCUCUAGACAGACCGAGAAAGCAGAGUCAACCCAGAGUUUUGCUCCCACAAUCAAACGGGCAUCUCACAGUAAGUGUCUCCAUGUUGGCAUUAUUGGCGCAGGUCAGCUGGGGAAGCAACUUGCUCGCUGUCUGAUUGACCUGAGUGGCUUGCAAGCAGAAGAUAUUCGCAUAUCCACGCGCAGACCAGAAACCUUGCGUAAGUACAUCACACGAUCCUUACUGAAUUUAAACCCAGAAUCUCAAAAUAAACUGUACUGCUACUGGCAGACAAAAGAAAACAUUCAAAGGAUUAAAUACCAAUACCAAUAGCUGUUAUAAUUCACAAUGUCAUAGGCAAAAAUAUUUUUACAAGAAGUAAAAAACUGUUAUUUUGCUCUAUUACACUAAUUUGAUCUAUUAUUAGACAUUAGCAGAUGUAGUGGUACAACAUCUUUAUGCUGGGCUGGCAAAUCUGCUUAUAGUACAGAGCCGUCAUACUUUUAAUACAGAGGUGUUUUUAAGAUUCUUUAUUUUUCAUUUUAAAUUGGCAAUGAACAGUGCAGAACUGCAAUUAAUAUUUUGACAAAUAGAUACAUCAGUUAUAAAUGUAGACCGAAAUUAAGAAUGGAUAAUUUCAAACGUCAAACAAUAGUCAGUAUACAGUGAGCAUGUAUCCUGGAUCUGAGACCCCUAUUUCUGGUUACUGUAUAUGUCUUGGCUUAUAUUACAGAUUAAUGUCCGUGUCAGGGGCAUGUUUGAGAAGCAUCAGUUUGGCAUUAUCAAUACAUAGAAAAGUACAAAAAGAAGGUGAUAGGGAGAGUCUAAAGAUCUAUCCAAAAACGUAGUGAGCAGUCGUAUGAUCGAUGUGGGAGGGUAACUGAUUCCUCCAAGAGUAUUGUUGUGUAUGCAGUCAUGUUAGUAUAAAAAGCCCUUAAAUUGAGAUCCACCCCACUAGGUCAAUGACAUUCCCCCUUUUGUCAACUGAUACCCUACUAGAAAGAUACAGAGCUUUUAUUCCUUGCUGACACAGGUUCUUGAGCUAUAAGACUUUAUGCGUGCUGGCUCAGAUUUUUGAGUUACAAAGCCAUUAUGACAUUUUGGCUCGGCAGAUGGUUAUAUUGAUACUUCUGAAACAUACAGCAUAUAAUUUGUCUCCCAGGUGACUUCCAGGAGCUAGGAGUGCUCUGUUUUUAUGACAACGUUGGUCUUUCCACCUGGGCCCACAUUAUCUUUGUAUGCUGCUUGCCAUCGCAGCUACCCAAUGUGUGUAUGGAGAUCAGAAACCACGUGGGAGAAGCUUGCAUUGUGUAUAGCCUGGUAUCAGCUGUACCUUUAUCCAGGUAUAACCAACAGCAAACAGAGUUUGGUUUGAUCAAUAUUCCUUAAUUACAAUGGUGGGAACCUAAAACAUAGUGACUAAUGAUUGGGGAAGAUAUCAUAAAUAUGACAUGGCAAACUGAAUAUAGGUGAUAUAAUGUUGGUAAUAAUCAGAUAUCUGAUUUCACAUACUCGGACACUUGCAAGGUUGAGGGUACCACGCUUAAUUCUAGUACAAUCACUGUCAUAAUAUCAGAUCAUAACAGUUGUGCAAAGUCCAAUGUUUGAUUUUUAGAUGUACUUGUGUCAUCUUUCCUUUUUCAGGUUAAACCAACUAUUGGGCAGCAGAGGCGUUAUCAGACCAGAAUACCGAGUUGUAUGGACAGAGACCAGUCAGGAAUGGGAUAAAAACUGGACUAUCACAGCUGCUCUAAGAAAUGCCAGUAUUGUGAGAUCAACAAGCUUUGGAAAUCCUCAAGGUGGUAUGUAGUGAUUUAUUCCAGGAACUUACAUAGAACAUUUUCUGUUAAGGAUUUGGACACCAUGUCCAAACAUUCAUAUUCAUACAGAUUAGAUCAGCAGUUUUAAAAAGUCAUGUUUCCUCAAUUGUCCUAGAAUGCUGUGUUGGAUAUGCAAAUAGGCAUAGAUACCAGCAUAAACUGCUCUUUCCCAAAUUACUAUGUAUAUUUAAAUAAACGGAGGUUAUUUAGUUACUCCAAUGGCCAUUAGAGGUAAACCCCCACCUGCCACGUCAAGGGUCCUACACUAACCAUUCACCUUGCUUCCUUGAGCUUGCUGGCAAAGAUAUCUGUAAUGAGACAUAGAGGGGUAUUUUUUAUAUACACCCCUACAUACUUAUUAACCGUUAAUAGGGAACACACAGAAUGGGCGGCAGCAUUGUAACAUAGCUGUGUGAUACAAAAGUGGAUACAAAUACAAAAAAACAAGUCGCACUCAAACUCCCACUACGACCAUAGUACACAUCAGCCCCAAUACAUACAAUAAAAACCAAAGGAAAAAAGUUAUCUGCGCUCUUUCCCAAAUCCCUAUGUAUUUUUAAACAAAUGGAGGUAUUUAGUUACUUUAAUGGUCAUUCGAGAGAAUGCCCACCAGAAUCUAUAAACCAGAGCAUUUUAUACCAAAGCAUAGGUUAUGACCAUAGUUGACCAAGGAUCCACCAUUGAAUGUGCCAUUUUGCGAUUUACAAGUAUGGUCCGAUUCUGGUCCAGUGGUAACAAUUAAUUUGUGAGCAUAUAGCCAAGGAACAAAGAAUUGGUGUCUUACCUGACAAAUGGAUUUUCUUCCAGAUGGAGAGAGCCCACCAUGAGUUACAACAUAUAGGAUGUACUCCAUCCAGUUGCAUGUAGUCCAUUUAUCUCUGAAAUCAUGUGUAUACAAUUCUCCCAGAAUGCAAUAUCUGAGCCUGUCCUGAUAGUGUGCCGUUGGAUCCUCCUUCAUUAGAUCCAAACCCAACACUGUGUCAGGCUGUAUUAAUAAUGUGCAUUUAAAUCUGCUUGUCUUGGAUUUUACUAUUUACCAGGUGUUUAGAAUAUUAUUCCUCUUCUAACAGGCAUUGUCCGUAUAGUGAGUCGGUUUAUAGAGACAACUAUUUACGCAGCUCUGAACAUGUGCACAGAACAAGGGCUGUCUCAUAAACAGUCACUGAGUGCCUUAAAUGCCAUGAUUUACAGCACUAGGAUGAGGGCUGAGACUUCCCAUCGUUCUCUACUUAGGACAGAAGACUUUGUAAGCCGGGAGUAUGCUAUCACACUAUCAGAGAACAGGUGAGAAUAACAUUUAAUCCUCCUAUGCAGUCUAUAUUGUGUCUUACAUGUUUAUAUGACCACAAACAUACCCCUUUGCAUGUUGUAUGUUUAACUGAUCCUGUGCAGCCCAUCUGUGUUACAUGUUUCUUUGUUCCUGUCUCCUUCUGUGUAUUAUGUUUAUUUGAUCAUGGGCAGCCCCUUUAUGUGUUAUACUUGUUUGCUGCUUUGAUCUCCCCUUUUGCUUGUUUUAUGUUUAUUUAAUCCUCUGUGGUCCUUUCACAUGUUAUGUUUAUUUGCACAUCCGGUCUCUCUGUGUGUUGCAUGUUUAGUGUCUCCUAUGCUGUCCCCUCUGUUCUAUAUGUACCUGCUCUGUGCGUCACUCUGUGUAUAAUAUUUAUGUGCUUUUUGCAGCCCGUAUCCUUGGUUUGACCUAGACUGUGUGCAGACGAAGGACACACCAUUCAGUCAGCAUCUCAAUUGCACUCCGUGGCUUCUGGAAAGGCUUGCAGUACUGUACUUGGAUUCUUUUGGGACUUUUGAACAAGUAACAAACGCAAAUAAUUUGGCUGUAACUUCCCAUGGAGAAGAUUGA
Molecule: messenger RNA, 5639 nt
Organism: Pelobates cultripes (western spadefoot toad)
Lineage: Eukaryota; Metazoa; Chordata; Amphibia; Anura; Pelobatidae
Source: the annotation of a GenBank genome assembly